Messenger RNA from Cyanidioschyzon merolae strain 10D, 2292 nucleotides. Its product is annotated as glutamate--tRNA ligase, chloroplast or mitochondrial. The record is from RefSeq and is a predicted model, not a curated record. Gene Ontology annotation, molecular function: zinc ion binding; tRNA binding; glutamate-tRNA ligase activity. Gene Ontology annotation, biological process: glutamyl-tRNA aminoacylation. Bases 1 to 2292 code for a protein of 763 amino acids. NCBI's taxonomy places the organism in Eukaryota, Rhodophyta, Bangiophyceae, Cyanidiales, Cyanidiaceae. The transcript has a single exon.
AUGGAGCAGCGUGCAAGGGGACUGGCGGCGCAGCAGCCGUGCAUAUCGGGCUUUGUUUUGGUAGCACAAAGUCGAAUGCCCUUUUUGCGAAGUCUGACGGGUCCGCUGCAGCCCCGAGGGGCGUUGUUCGCCCGCACUGGGUCGCCAAUCGCACGGAGCGUAGCACCACAGGCGGCGCUUCGCUUCGAAUCCCUCCGUGGUACUGGUACUCGAGCAGUAAUGGGGUUUGCCCCUGUCUCAAGUGUUGAAGCGGCUCUCCCUAGACCACCUUCAAGGUACGCAGGCAGUAUCGCUGGGAGCCGAUCAUCGUUUACAAGUUGCGAAGAGCUUUGCAGGAAACCCGUCUGGACUAGGCUUCCGUCGCCCGCUACUUUAGGCAGGAUGCCGCGAUAUGCAUCGAUAAUAGUGCGUUCCCGCUCCAGCAAUACCAACCGAGCCCUCCGAUUCUUGGACAUGCAUCGCGGCGGUACCGCUAAGGCCAGCCAGGAAGUGACCCCGUGGUAUCAGUAUGAUGCUCGCUGGUCCCAGGUUUUAUCGAACCCUACGAAUGUUCUUGAACUUCCGCCGCUGCCGCCGCAUCUGGUGCGGGUGCGCUUUGCGCCAUCCCCAACAGGGAACCUGCACGUCGGCGGAGCCCGCACCGCGCUCUUCAAUUGGCUCUAUGCACGCAAUCAAGGAGGUUAUUUCAUCAUACGGAUCGAGGACACUGAUCAAGCUCGUUCGAGUCGUGCCUCUGAACUCGCCGUUCUGCGGGACUUGCGAUGGCUUGGCCUCGACUGGGACGAGGGUCCAGCUUAUCCCGAUGAGCCGACCACCGAGCCGUACCGCGGGGAACGCGGCCCCUACCGCCAGUCCGAGCGAUCUGCCAUCUAUGAGGCUGCAGCAGCGAAACUCAUCGAAUCGGGAGCAGUCUAUCCCUGCUUCUGUACCGAGGAACAACUGGAACGGAAACGUCGUUUGGCUGAGGCAGAACAUCGUGCGCCCCAGUACGAUGGUACCUGUCGCGAUGCAGAUCCAGCCCUUAUCCGCAAACGGCUGCAACGCGGGGACCCGUACACCUUACGGUUCCGAGUACCUGCUGGGACUCGUGUGGAAAUCAGGGACGUUAUUCGUGGCGAUAUUGCCUGGGACGCGAACGCAACGAUUGGUGAUUUUAUUAUCGUGCGUUCUUCAGGUCUACCGGUCUAUAAUUUUUGCGUCGCAGUAGAUGAUGCGCUUAUGGGUAUCACCACGGUCAUCCGUGCAGAAGAGCAUCUGACGAAUACGCUGCGACAGGCUCUUAUUCUGGAUGCGCUUGGCUAUGACCGACCCCAGUAUGCGCAUGUUUCGCUGAUUCUCGGAGCGGACCGCCAAAAGCUCAGCAAACGGCACGGGGCCACGUCAAUCGAUCAGUACGCACGUGAAGGAUUUCUUCCAGAAGCCAUGAUGAAUUACUUGGCGCUCCUUGGAUGGAAUGACGGUACGGAAAGGGAAAUCUAUUCGGUGGAGGAGCUCAUCAAGGCGUUCUCCCUUGACCGCAUCACCAAGUCGGCGGCUGUUUUUGACGCAAACAAACUUCGAUGGAUGAAUGGACUUCAUUUGAGAUCCAUGCCUCCGGAGAAAUUAUGCGGUGUCCUCAUUAGAUUCUGGUUGGAUGCGAACGUCAUUCAGCGACCUGCAGAGGAGAUUGACGUUGAUGUGCCAACACGAGCUGCCGCAGGUGUUGCCCAGUCUGCGUCUGCGUUGCGGUUCUGGGUUUUCACGAGCAGGGCAACGGAGCUGUUACGUGGUUCCAUAGAAUUAGCUAAGGAUUGUGUGCCCUUGCUACAAGAUAUCCUGGAAUAUCCACUGGAAGAAACAAUUGAAAGUGGCGAUUCGGAUGAAUUGCUCACUCCACAGGGCGGAUUCCUUGACAUUGCCACCGCGGUGCUGGAGCGUUACAGAAAGGGCGAAAUUCCUUUUGGAGAUGAAAUUGAGCCUGACCCUGAAAUGAUGGUUCCAAACGCGCCGUCCCUGACCUCGGAGGAUCCCUUUAUCGAAGACUGGAAAGCGUGGGUCAAAGGUAUUGGUACGCAGCUUGGGCGCAAGAGUAAGCGCCUGUUUCAUCCUAUUCGCUUGGUCAUGACGGGCCGCAUGACUGGCCCGGACGUUGGUGAGAUCAUGCGCAUAUUAGGACUUGCGAAAGGGGUUGUCCAAGUGCCAUAUGUACCACUGUCAGAGCGAAUGCGUAUUCUGGAGCGCGUCGUGAAGAAGCUACGGACUGAACGUGAAGCGACUACGUCAAGCCCAAGUUCACCGAACGCCGCGAGGUAG